Schistosoma curassoni is the source of this 1014-nucleotide messenger RNA. Lineage: Eukaryota; Metazoa; Platyhelminthes; Trematoda; Strigeidida; Schistosomatidae. The record is from the annotation of a GenBank genome assembly.
AUGGUGACUUACGUAGAACAUCAAGGUAACCAAAACAUAUUGAUUUCAUCAUCAUCAUCAUCAUCAUCAUCAUCAUCAUCAUCAUCAUCAUCAUCAUCAUCAUCAUCAUCAUCAUCAUCAUCAUCAUCAUCAUCAUCAUCAUCAUCAUCAUCAUCAUCAUCAUCAUCAUCAUCAUCAUCAUCAUCAUCAUCAUCAUCAUCAUCAUCAUCAUCAUCAUCAUCAUCAUCAUCAUCAUCAUCAUCAUCAUCAUCAUCAUCAUCAUCAUCAUCAUCAUCAUCAUCAUCAUCAUCAUCAUCAUCAUCAUCAUCAUCAUCAUCAUCAUCAUCAUCAUCAUCAUCAUCAUCAUCAUCAUCAUCAUCAUCAUCAUCAUCAUCAUCAUCAUCAUCAUCAUCAUCAUCAUCAUCAUCAUCAUCAUCAUCAUCAUCAUCAUCAUCAUCAUCAUCAUCAUCAUCAUCAUCAUCAUCAUCAUCAUCAUCAUCAUCAUCAUCAUCAUCAUCAUCAUCAUCAUCAUCAUCAUCAUCAUCAUCAUCAUCAUCAUCAUCAUCAUCAUCAUCAUCAUCAUCAUCAUCAUCAUCAUCAUCAUCAUCAUCAUCAUCAUCAUCAUCAUCAUCAUCAUCAUCAUCAUCAUCAUCAUCAUCAUCAUCAUCAUCAUCAUCAUCAUCAUCAUCAUCAUCAUCAUCAUCAUCAUCAUCAUCAUCAUCAUCAUCAUCAUCAUCAUCAUCAUCAUCAUCAUCAUCAUCAUCAUCAUCAUCAUCAUCAUCAUCAUCAUCAUCAUCAUCAUCAUCAUCAUCAUCAUCAUCAUCAUCAUCAUCAUCAUCAUCAUCAUCAUCAUCAUCAUCAUCAUCAUCAUCAUCAUCAUCAUCAUCAUCAUCAUCAUCAUCAUCAUCAUCAUCAUCAUCAUCAUCAUCAUCAUCAUCAUCAUCAUCAUCAUCAUCAUCAUCAUCAUCAUCAUCAUCAUCAUCAUCAUCAUCAUCAUCAUCAUCAUCUGGGCUCCUGAAUUCUUGUUUAAACUAG